This is a messenger RNA of Prunus armeniaca (apricot), 516 nucleotides long. The record is from the annotation of a GenBank genome assembly. NCBI's taxonomy places the organism in Eukaryota, Viridiplantae, Streptophyta, Magnoliopsida, Rosales, Rosaceae.
AUGGUUGAUCUCCUAGGUCGAGCCGGACACUUAGACCAGGCAGUGAAGUUUAUUGAAAGCAUGCCUAUCAAACCGGAUAUCUCUAUAUGGAGUUCCUUGUUGAGAGCAUGUGGAAGCCAUCAGAAUAUAGAAUUAGCAGAAAAAGUAUUUCAACAGCUCAUAAAGAUAGACCCUAUAAAUGAUGCUGCUUAUGCUCUUAUUUCAAAUAUAUAUGCAAAAGCCGGUAGGUGGGAUGAUGUGAGCUGGGCAAGAAAGAAGUUGCAUGAACUAAGAGUGAGGAAGCAACCAGGAUGUAGUCUAAUAGAACAAAAUGGAGUUGUUCAUGAAUUUACAGCUUGGGAUUUCUCAAACCCUCAAUCCGCUGAAAUAUAUGCUAUGUUGGAUGAAAUAAAGGGUAGAUUGCAAAAACAGGACCUAGUAGAAACAUCAUCUCAUCAUAGUGAAAGAUUGGUUGUUGCUUUUGGUCUUUUAAACAACCCCCCAAGAACUCCUAUCUGUGUAGUUAAUAAUCUGUAG